Messenger RNA from Kluyveromyces lactis, 429 nucleotides. RefSeq names its product 40S ribosomal protein uS19 (gene RPS15). The transcript has a single exon. Gene Ontology annotation, molecular function: structural constituent of ribosome; RNA binding. Gene Ontology annotation, cellular component: cytosolic small ribosomal subunit; ribosome. The record is from RefSeq and is a predicted model, not a curated record. Gene Ontology annotation, biological process: ribosomal small subunit assembly; translation. Bases 1 to 429 code for a protein of 142 amino acids. Lineage: Eukaryota; Fungi; Ascomycota; Saccharomycetes; Saccharomycetales; Saccharomycetaceae.
AUGUCUGAAGCCGCUGCUCCAAGAAAGAGAUCCUUCAAGACCUACUCUUACAAGGGUGUUGACCUAGAAAAGUUGUUGGAAAUGCCAACUGAAGACUUCGUUAAGUUGGCCCCAGCCAGAGUUAGAAGAAAGUUCGCUCGUGGUUUGUCUGAAAAGCCAGCUGGUUUGAUGAAGAAGUUGAGAGCUGCUAAAUUGUCUGCUCCAGAAAAUGAAAAGCCAGCUGUUGUCAGAACUCACUUGAGAAACAUGAUCAUCGUUCCAGAAAUGAUUGGUUCUGUUGUUGGUGUUUACAACGGUAAGGUCUUCAACCAAGUCGAAAUCAGACCUGAAAUGGUCGGUCACUACUUGGGUGAAUUCUCUAUCACCUACACUCCAGUUAGACAUGGUAGAGCUGGUGCCACCACCUCUCGUUUCAUCCCAUUGAGAUAA